This is a messenger RNA of Penicillium cataractarum, 645 nucleotides long. RefSeq names its product protein tyrosine phosphatase-like domain-containing protein. The transcript is spliced from 4 exons. The record is from RefSeq and is a predicted model, not a curated record. The coding region runs from base 1 to 645 and encodes 214 amino acids. Gene Ontology annotation, cellular component: endoplasmic reticulum membrane. Gene Ontology annotation, molecular function: 3-hydroxyacyl-CoA dehydratase activity. NCBI's taxonomy places the organism in Eukaryota, Fungi, Ascomycota, Eurotiomycetes, Eurotiales, Aspergillaceae. Gene Ontology annotation, biological process: very long-chain fatty acid biosynthetic process; fatty acid elongation; sphingolipid biosynthetic process.
AUGUCGACCAGCCAUCCGCCAGAGCCCCGCGCUGGCUUAUCGAUCAACCGUAUCUAUCUACUGUUCUAUAACACCGUUUGUGCUUCACUAUGGCUCCGCAUCUUUGUUACUUUGAUUUCUACCUUGCUAUCAUCGCCCGACGCCUUAGUUGUAUACAUAUCUCUUGAACCCUGGACACGUUUUACCCAAACCUUGGCUGUUGCGGAGAUAAUUCAUGCAGCAUGUGCCCCAGGAAUCACACGUUCACCUGUCUUUACCACCUUCACUCAAGUCUUCGCCCGUUCAACUCAGGUCUGGGCUGUGAACUAUGCGUUCCCUGAAGCGACUUCCCCCUCGUGGGCUUAUGCAGCUAUGCUACUCGCGUGGUCAACUGCAGAUGUCAUUCGGUAUUCAUACUUUGCAACAAUGUUAGCCGGAUUGAAUAACACCGGAAUUUUGAGAUGGCUCAGAUACUCCCUCUUUGUGAUACUCUACCCAGUUGGUAUUGGCAGUGAAUGGUGGUUAAUGUAUAAUGCUACUAAGGUCACUGGUAACUUGGCAGUCUUAGCCGUGUUCUAUUUCUUCCUAGGGCUAUAUGUUCCUGGCUCGGUGAUGAUGUAUAAGUAUAUGCUGAGGCAGCGUCGAAAGGUUUUGCGUGAUAAAUAG